AUGGCGCGAAAGAUCCCCCUCGAUGUUUUGUCAGCAGGUGUCACCGACGCUCUCGCCGAGACGGCAAUUCUGAGAGACCAGUGCAAGAGCCAAGAGAAAGAGAUUAAGAGCCUGAACGACCACAAGUUGGAGUCUGAGAUCGAGAUAGAGUUUCUCAGAGAGCUACGAGAGAUCUUCGAGAAGAAGAUGACAGAAAAGGACGCCGAAAUUCACCUCAUCGCAGCUAAGCAAGACAUCAAAACCCUGGAGGCGAAACACGAGUCCUCUCAACAACGCAUCAAGAACCUGGAAGAAGACGUUCUGAGCUACCGAAAGCAGAUCGAGAAACUGGUCAUAGUCAUCCGCAACAAGACGCGCAAGGCUCUUGUUUCCAGCAUCGCCAUCAAAUCAGCUUACAAGAUCGUACCGUCUCUCAAGGAUCAAGCCACGAUUCAACGUCUACACUCCCUGUCAGAGAAAGCAACCUCGCCCCGAUGGGUUGAGAAGGAUGUUGAUUCGGUGCUGAAGGAGGCCGGUGUUGUUCAGACCAACGAAACAAACAACUCGCUGCGGACACCCGCGUUGACGCCCAGCCACGAGACGAUCGAUGAUGGCGAGAGACGACGCCUCAAAAGAAAGAGACACGAAUGA
This is a messenger RNA of Fusarium keratoplasticum, 630 nucleotides long. RefSeq lists its product as uncharacterized. Lineage: Eukaryota; Fungi; Ascomycota; Sordariomycetes; Hypocreales; Nectriaceae. The transcript is spliced from 2 exons. The record is from RefSeq and is a predicted model, not a curated record. The coding region runs from base 1 to 630 and encodes 209 amino acids.